GAUGCUGAAGCAAUGAGAGAACAAACCUCAGAGGAAGAGAGAGCAGAAAAGUUAGAGGAGACCCUGAGGAUGGAGUAAGGAUCUGAAGGACUGGUACAUGCAGUUGCUGUUACUGUUGUGAAAGAAGAAAGGGUGGUGAGCAGCAUUGAGGAGAGAUCACCAUCAUGGAUAUCUGCUGCUCUGACAGAGUGCAUUGAGCAGGCAAGAGAAGAAGAAGAGAAAGAAAUUCAGAAAGCAACUGAACGGGGUGUUACUGUGGAGGAUGCAGUGGUAGCUGCUAAGGCAGUGCCAGAGACCAGAAAGGAUGUAAGUGAUGACGCCACAGCAAGUGAACUGGAGCUAACCUCUGAAGCAGUGACUGCUCUGGAGACAGCAGAAGCUUCCUGUGCUGAAGAAACAAUGGAAGCAUCCCUUGCUGAAGAGACAACUGAGAUGGUUUCUGCUGUUUCACAGUUGUUAGAAACCCCAGAUACUACAGAGGAAGCUACACCAGUUCAAGAAGUAGAGACCACUGAACAAAAUUUGAAAGAAUUGGACAAACAGACACAAAAAGUUCUUCAUGAAGUUGCUGAAAGAGUCAAGUCAGAUGUAACACAGCUGGUUAGUGAAAGAGCUGUAGCAGAAACUGUAAUUACAACAGCACAGGGACUUGAGUCAGAAGUGAAAGGUGGUGCUAAAGAUGGGAGCAUUGUAGACCAGGAAACUGUUCUGCUUGAACAGUCCUUGGAAAAUGAACACAAAGAAGAUGGCCCCCAGCAAAGUGCAGAGAGCAUUCAGGACCAAAACAGAGUUGAAGAUAUUGUUUUACCUACAGGAUCAGAGAAAAGUGAAAUACCUUCUGUGAUGGAAAAAAGCACGGAAAGACAUCAAGGAUAUGUUGAAGAUCAUAAAGAAGUAAAUGGAGUGCAGAGGAGAGCAGAGGAAACUAUCACAUGCCGAAGAGUUAACAGCAUCAAAGCCAUCACUCCCAAGGAAGCGCUCUCUGCAAAGCAGAAGCCUUCAGAACAAGAGAAACUGCCUGUAACAGAGUUGACACUGAAUGGGACAAGAGAUGAAUGUGCUCUAGAAGGAAAGCCUGCAGUUCAGGACAAGACAGAGGAUGAAACCUCAUCCUUGGGGCUAACAGCUGAAAAGCCUGUGCAGCUUGGAGGAGAGGGCAGAACGCUUACUUUGGGACCAAAGUACACAGAAGCAGUUGUCACUGUGGUCCCUGUUAAAACUGAAAAACAUGAUGGAAUUCCUGACUUAGAAGAGCAGGUUUGUGCUAAAGGAGAGCCUAGCAGGACACCUGUCCUGAGAGAGGAAGAUGAUGCUGUGCUCAACGGAAUAAAAAGCACAGAAGUCACUGUUCCUGAGGUUCUACUGCAGAGCAAGGGAAAAACUUCUGCCAUUCCUUCAAAAACAGAUGACUCUGAAGCAGAUGCUGAGCAGAGUGUGAGCAAUGGGUCUGACAGAGACUUUGCAGCAAAAUAUUCUGUGGCCAUCACAGAACCACAAUGCAGAGACAAAACAACUGAAACUCCCUCCAAGAGUGACGAAGCAAAAGGUGGCAAAGUGGAAAGUGCUGUGCUCAAAUCUGAAAUGCAACUGGAGAGCACUUCCAUUGUUACCGAGGCUCCUAUGCAGAUUGAAGCACAUGGGGCAUCUAAUUUAGCAUCAACAUGCCCAGAGAUUGUUGAAAAUGGAAGUGCUGUUAUCACUGAUAUAAGUCCUAAGAAAUGCGAAACACCCAGCAGCUUGGCUGGAGAAGAGACUGUGGGAAAAGGACAAGAACUCGUAGAAACCUUGAGCUGUCAAGGUUCUCAGAAAGUAGAUAAGAAAAAUGAACAAUUGCUGGAAGGAGCCAAAGAAGCAUUUGAAUAUGGAAAACAGGAAGCUGUGAGGCAUGAUGAAUGUUCGACUGCUGUCCAGCAAGAGGAAGGCUCUGACUCAGCCUUUGCACAGGCUGAAAGCUUAGGGGCUCUGAAAACACCUGUGGCUGUCGCAGCUGCAGCAGGUGGAGAGCAUGUCGUGGCAGAAACUGCGACACACACAGACAUGACAACCAAAACUGCACAGCCCUUGGCAACCACACCAGAGCAAAUGGUUUCUCAAGAGGUCCCAGUUUCUAAUAUUGACUGUUCAGGCUGUGGGACUGCAGAGCUUGAUAGUGUGGAGGCAACCAAGCCUGGAGUAACUUGUGCUUCUAUGAAUGGAGUAUCAGAAGAGCAAGAGCAGCCCCAGAGCACAGAGCAAGCCGAACACAAUGGUAUUCCUUCAAGUCACAGUCUGUCUCCCAGCCACCCGGAAUUUCAGAAGCAUGUCGUUCAGUCUGUGAUCAUAGAGUCCCAGAGCACAGAAAUUGUAUUGAAUGCCAUCCAGUCAGCUGUUCACAAGCUUGCAGAAACAGAAGAGUUGGCUGCCCUUGAGUCAGAGCAGAGCAUUAAGUCCAUAGGGAAAAACCCAUCAGAUACAAUUGUACCUGAACUUCUGGGAAGUACUGGCAGGGACAGAGGGUUUUACCAGUUCCAUUCCCCAAGUGACCAAGUGCACAUACUAGCAACCGCACUGCCAGCAUUAAAUCAAUUCCCCAGGGGGGAUGAGAUAAAUAGCCCUGCCCAGAGAUACUGGGCCACCCGAGCGCUAGAGAAAGGCCCACAAGUUACAGUUAAGAACAGACUAAAGGAGUGGGAACAAGGUAGGAAACUAGUGCUCACGGGGCAAGAGUACGUGGCUGUAAAAAAGGAUGAUGUUAUCAAGUAG
This is a messenger RNA of Catharus ustulatus (Swainson's thrush), 2742 nucleotides long. Its product is annotated as A-kinase anchor protein 12-like. NCBI's taxonomy places the organism in Eukaryota, Metazoa, Chordata, Aves, Passeriformes, Turdidae. Gene Ontology annotation, biological process: regulation of protein kinase C signaling; signal transduction. Gene Ontology annotation, cellular component: cytoplasm. Gene Ontology annotation, molecular function: nucleic acid binding; protein kinase A binding. The record is from RefSeq and is a predicted model, not a curated record.